AUGAUUUGGUGCAAACCAUUUCCUCAAAAUAAUAUUCAGAAAUACCUUCCCCUAUUGUCCCUUUGUUUGACAAACCUAUGCAAUGAAGUAGCUUGUGCGGUUGAGCCUGUGUUGAGCUACAAGGUCUCAGGCCAAGGGAACCAAGGCCAGGUUAUUUGCUGGAGCAAUACUCCUCCUAUAACUCUUCUGACGUGGUACCUCUGUAGAGUUCAGAUCUUUGAGGUCUUCGCUAGAACCAUACAGAGGGUUAGGCUUUGUAGAAGAACACUGCAGCAAGUUCUUCUGAGGAAUAUAAGGUGUCAUGUUGUCAGUAGCUACCACCAAUGUCAGCCAAGGGAACUCCAUGGAAUCAGUCAUGGCAACAAUGGAGCGACAAACAGCUCAAGGACCCAGACUAAUGUGACGCAGAUGAUAGAAUCUCUUUCUGCCAGUGUCAAUCUUGCUAAAGAUCUUUCUGCUAGGUGCAAAGGCAGAACAUACACGGCUGAUGAGAUACAAAGCAUAGCACAAGACCUGGAGAAUGUCUUGCAGAAUAUAUAUGAUGAUCUUUGCAGGAUACCAGCCUCAGCAUUUGGCAGUAAUUCUUACAUGGAUGUUCUUAUUAAAUCACAGUCAAUGAUGGAUUACUGCGAGGCUGAUAUACCCAUAAAUGUAACGGGCAACAAGCCUAGGAGAAGGUCUCUCCAAGAUAAUGAUACUCCGAGGCUGGUGGACUUUCUGCAGGGAAUGUACCAUGAAUCACAUGAAUUUGGUGGCCAGAUGUUCAACACUCUCCCAGAGGUUGCAGAAUACAUUGAGCCACUGUAUGAUGCGUUCAUCUGCCCACUGACAAAUGAGAUAAUGACUGAUCCUGUGACAAUUGAUAGUGGUGUGACAUGUGACAGGAGGGCCAUAGAGGAGUAUAUUGAGAGGUUUUCAGACAGUUCUGAACCUGUCUAUUGCCCUGUCACAAAAAUGACAAUGCAAAACACAAUGGUGCUUGAAGCUAUACAUGAGCUGAAGUUGCUGGCCAAGUUGAGGGUGAAGAACAAGGAGCUGAUGCACAAGAUCGGGAUCACCAAGUUCUUAGCACGGUUGUUGGAUAACCACAAUGGACAGAUUCAGUUUGACGCUCUCAAGCUUCUGUGCUUGUUAGCUGAAGAUGAAGAAGGAAAGGAUAUCAUUGGAAAAACUAAGGCCAUUGCCAGGACAAUAAAACUACUGUCAAGUAAUAAUUCUACUGAUGAAAGGCAUGCAGCCAUCUCUUUCUUGCUGGAGCUUUCAAAGUCACAGUUACUGUUGGAGAAUAUUGGAUCAACACCUGGAAGCAUUCUGAUCCUCACUACAAUGAAGAUCAACAGUUCAGAUGAUCCGAUUUCUGCUGAGAAAGCUGGAGCAGUCCUUAAGAACCUGGAGAAGUGUCCAAAGAACAUCAAGUACAUGGCUGAAAGUGGCUACUUAGAACCUCUUCAGAGUCAUCUAGUGGAAGAUUACAAAACAGGCUCGGAAGAGAUGCAGAUGGAGAUGGUCGGCUACCUCUGUGAGCUAGUCCAAGAGCAGGAGCUCACCAUUGACAUCAACAGAAGCACCUCGGAAAUCCUCAUCAAGAUGGCGCACGGAUGCAAUUCCAUGGUCCGCAAGGCAGCAUUCAAUGUCCUUGCCCAGCUUUCUUUGCACCGCCCCAACAGCAAGAUGCUUGUCGACGCAGGCGCUGUCCCUGUCAUGAUCGAGGAACUGUUCAUCAGAAAAAUGGAUGAUGAGCCGGUGAACUCCAUGGCCACCGCUGCCACUGUCCUGGCCAACAUUGUUGAAUACCACUCCUUCCUGCAAUUGUGA
Molecule: messenger RNA, 1815 nt
Organism: Miscanthus lutarioriparius
Lineage: Eukaryota; Viridiplantae; Streptophyta; Magnoliopsida; Poales; Poaceae
Source: the annotation of a GenBank genome assembly